AUGGCGGCGGCGGCGGCGGGAGCCGGCGGCGAGGGGGGCGCGGGCCUGGGCGACGUGGCGGGGCCCGAGCCGGGGUCGGGGCCGCGCGGGCCGGACCCCUCCGCCGAGGCGCGCAAAGACGCCCGGGGCCCGGCGCCCGCCGCCGUGCACCCGGAGGAGGUCGCCGCGCGGCUGCAGCGGAUGCGCCGGGAGCUGAGCAACCGCAGGAAAAUCCUGGUGAAAAACCUGCCCCAGGACAGCAACUGCCAGGAAGUUCAUGAUUUAUUACAAGACUAUGAGUUAAAGUAUUGUUAUGUGGACAGAAAUAAGCGAACAGCUUUUGUUACCUUAUUGAAUGGAGAACAAGCCCAGAAUGCAAUUCAGAUGUUUCAUCAAUAUUCAUUUCGAGGAAAAGACUUAAUAGUCCAGCUCCAGCCAACAGAUGCUUUGCUAUGUAUUACCAACUUGCCCGCUUCUUUUACGUUAGAAGAGUUUGAAGAACUUGUUCGUGCUUAUGGAAAUGUCGAGAGAUGCUUUCUGGUCUACAGUGAAGUUACUGGCCAUUCCAAAGGCUAUGGAUUUGUGGAAUACAUGAAAAAGGACUUUGCUGCAAAGGCUAGAUUGGAGCUAUUGGGUAAACAGUUGGGAGCAUCAGCUCUCUUUGCACAGUGGAUGGAUGUUAAUCUCUUGGCCACAGAGCUCAUUCAUUCUAAGUGCCUUUGUAUAGAUAAACUCCCUAGUGACUACAGGGAUUCAGAGGAGCUGCUGCAGUUUUUUUCCAGUAUCCAUAAACCUGUGUUUUGCCAGCUUGCAGAGGAUGAAGGUAGUUAUGUUGGUGGCUUUGCGGUGGUUGAAUAUAGCACUGCAGAGCACGCUGAAGAGGUUCAACAAGCAGCUGAUGGUAUGACCAUCAACGGAAGCAAAGUUCAAGUUUCCUUCUGUGCCCCGGGAGCACCAGGGCGAAGUACAUUAGCAGCAUUGAUAGCAGCUCAACGCGUGAUGCACAGUAAUCAAAAGGGCUUACUUCCAGAGCCAAAUCCAGUGCAAAUUAUGAAAAGUUUAAACAACCCUGCCAUGUUACAAGUUCUUCUACAACCCCAGCUCUGCGGGCGAACUGUUAAACCAGCAGUUCUUGGAACACCUCACAGCUUGCCACAUCUGAUGAAUCCAUCCAUCUCCCCUGCAUUUUUACAUUUGAAUAAAGCACAUCAGAGCUCACUUAUGGGUAAUACUUCUAAUUUAUUUCUUCAGAAUCUUUCUCAUGUACCUCUGGCACAGCAACAAUUAAUGAAGUUUGAGAAUAUUCAUACUAAUAAUAAACCAGGCUUACUUGGAGAACCCCCAGCUGUGGUACUUCAAGCUGCAGUAGGGAUAGGGUCACCGCUUCCAUUGAAAACAGAGUUGGGCCAUCUUGGAGAAGCACAUAAAACAUCUAAUUUGAUUCCAACUCAAACAACUAUAACAGCUGGCAUGGGCAUGUUACCAUUCCUUCCAAAUCAGCACAUUGCUGGACAAGCUGGGCCAGGGCAUGGGAACACUCAGGAGAAACAGCCAGCCUUGGUGGGGAUGGCAGAAGGAAAUUUCUCAGGGUCACAGGCUUAUCUUCAGAGCUUUCCAAACCUUACUGCUGGAGGCUUGCUCACGGGACAUCAUAAACAACAACAAAGUCAGCCAAAAGGCCUGGAGAUAAGUUCAGGGGCUGCCUCUAAGAAUCAGACUUCACUCUUGGGAGAACCACCGAAAGAAAUUCGGCUCAGUAAAAAUCCAUACUUGAACUUAGCAAGUGUGUUGCCCAGUGUGUGCUUAUCAUCCCCUGCAAGUAAAAUCACUCUACAGAAGACUGGAAUUGCAAGCAACAUUCUGGAUGCAAUCUCUCAGGGAAAUGAAUCGCAACACACGUUGGAGAAGUGCAUUGCUUAUUCUCAACCUUUUGGUGAUUAUGCACAGGUAUCAUCUUUAAGAAAUGAAAAGCGAGGCUCAUCAUAUCUCGUCUCUGCCCCAGAAGGUGGUUCAGUGGAAUUUGUUGACCAGCAUUCUCAGGGCACAGGAGCAUAUUACGUGGAAACCUACUUAAAAAAGAAGCGAGUAUACUGAGUUAAGUUCUCUCCUUAUAAACUCAUAAGGUUCUUUGCAGUAUCUCUGCUGUUCAUCGCUGCCUUAACUACAUUCAAACUAGCCAUAUCCUUUAAAUACGGGUUUCUAAUUUCCCAGAAGGAACUGUGUUGUGCAGCAGGCAGAAUUGCCAAAUUAAAAAAAUAAGUAGCAAUAAGAAGAGACAUCAAUUGAGGACAUAUUCCGCUAGAAUUAGAUGCAUCUUAAUCAACAUGAUAUUAACUUACAGUUCACUGGAGAAAUAACAUAUGUUCCAAUAUUCCUUGUUUAGGACUGGGAAUAAUUUUGACACCACAUAUAAAAGUU
Molecule: messenger RNA, 2397 nt
Organism: Eubalaena glacialis (North Atlantic right whale)
Lineage: Eukaryota; Metazoa; Chordata; Mammalia; Artiodactyla; Balaenidae
Gene: RAVER2
Product: ribonucleoprotein, PTB binding 2
Exons: 12
Coding region: 1-2073 (690 amino acids)
Cellular component (GO): cytosol
Molecular function (GO): mRNA binding
Source: RefSeq, a predicted model, not a curated record